This is a messenger RNA of Scleropages formosus (Asian bonytongue), 5901 nucleotides long. RefSeq names its product antigen WC1.1-like. Lineage: Eukaryota; Metazoa; Chordata; Actinopteri; Osteoglossiformes; Osteoglossidae. The transcript has 25 exons. The coding region runs from base 1 to 5901 and encodes 1966 amino acids. The record is from RefSeq and is a predicted model, not a curated record. Gene Ontology annotation, cellular component: membrane.
AUGGAGAGCUGUUUGUUCAUCCUCAUGCUCUCAUCCCUGCUCAUGUCCACCACAGCCAACAGUGAUGUGAAGCUGGUGAACGGUGACAGUCCCUGUGCUGGGAGAGUGGAGGUUCUUCAUGAAGGACAGUGGGGAACUGUAUGUGGACGUGGCUGGGAUAUAAAUGAUGCGUCAGUGGUGUGUAGACAGGUGUUCUGUGGAGAUGCUGUAGCAGCACCGCAAUACGGAUACUUUGGAGCAGGAGAAGGGAAGAUCUGGAUGAAUUAUGUCUCCUGCAAGGGGUCAGAGAAAACACUGAAGAUCUGUGGACAUAAAGGAUGGGGUAAACAUAACUGUAAUCAUUUUCAUGAUGCCUCAGUCAUCUGCUCAGAUGUGCGACUGGUACAGGGUACACACCUGUGUUCGGGACGAGUGGAGAUCCAGCAUGGAACUACCUGGGGUUCAGUGUGUGACGCUGACUUUGACCUGCAGGAUGCCGAAGUUGUGUGUCGGCAGCUGGGCUGCGGGAUCCCUGCGAAGGUGCUGGGAGGGUCUGCCUUUGGGAAGGGGGGAUACCAAAUGUGGACAGAGGAGAUUCGGUGUACAGGGAACGAGUCAAAUGUUUACUCCUGUCCGAAAUCAUCCACAAAGAAGCAGAACUGCUCACAUGAUGACAGCGUGGGACUUGUGUGUUCUGGGUACACAAACGGCAGACUGGCGGAUGGCCUGGACCGCUGCUCCGGGAGAGUGGAGUUACAGUACCUCACUGAGUGGGGCACAGUGUGUGAUGCAUCCUGGGAUCUGAGAGCAGCCAAUGUCCUCUGUCAGCAGCUGGGCUGUGGGAGCGCUGUGGCAGUGCCAGGACAGGCCUGGUUUGGAAAGGGCAGCGGCCCCAUCUGGACUGAUGUGUUUGAGUGUCAGGGAAAGGAGACACACCUGUCCCAGUGUGCUGUUUCUUCAUGGAACCGAGUUUCAUGCUCUCAUGAACACGAUGCGGGAGUCAUCUGUACUGGAUCAUCUCUCUCCAGCCUCGAUGGGAUGGUCAGACUGUCUGGAGAAAGUGGCUGUGAGGGUCAGUUGGAGGUUCACUACCAGCACAUGUGGAGCAAAGUUCUCCUGGACUCCUGGAGCAUCAGGGAAGCUUCUGUGGCCUGCAGACAGCUGGGCUGUGGUUCUGCAGUGAGGAUCUACAACUUUUCCAUGUCUGGGACAGGGGACACUGAUGUGUGUCUCACAGGGUAUCAAUGCUCUGGGACUGAGUCUCACCUGCUCAACUGCAGUGCUCCACACACAUUCAGCUGCAGUUCCAGCCCAUAUGUGUCUAUAGUGUGUUCUAAACACAGGUCCCUGAGGCUGGUGGGUGAUGAGGGUGGCUGUGCAGGGAGGCUGGAGGUGUUCCACCAGGGCUCCUGGGGGACAGUGUGUGAUGACUCCUGGGACCUGAAUGAUGCUCAGGUGGUGUGCAGGCAGCUCCAGUGUGGGACGGCUCUCAACUCCACCUCUUUUGGUGCAGGAAAUGGAUCCACCUGGCUAGAUGAGGUGGGCUGUGUGGGAAAUGAGUUGUCCCUGUGGGACUGUCCCUCUUCACAGUGGGGACAACAUGACUGUGGACAUGAGAAGGAUGUAGGCGUUGUGUGCUCAGAAUUCAAAGAUCUGAGACUGGCUGAAGGUUGCUCUGGGCAGGUGGAGGUUUAUUACAAUGACACCUGGGGAAACGUGUGUUUCAAUCAGAUGGACGCAAACACUGUGAGUCUCAUAUGUCAGCAGCUCAACUGUGGGAAGAGUGGAACUGUUUCAAGUGCAGGAUCUCGACUGAAAGGAGCUCCAAACUGGCUGGAUAUUGUCAAAUGUCGCCCACAUGACUCCACACUGCGGCAGUGUCCAUCCUCUCCCUGGGGACACAACACAUGUGGCGAUAAUGACAUCGCCAGUAUUACCUGUGAAAGCAGUGAUGUGAGGCUGGUGAACGGGAACAGUCGCUGUGCUGGGAGAGUGGAGAUUCUUCAUCAAGGACAGUGGGGAACUGCGUGUAGCCAAUACUGGGAUAUGACUGAUGCUGCAGUGGUGUGUAGACAGCUGGGCUGUGGAGAUGCUGUAGACGCACCUCUCAAUGCUCACUUUGGUCCAGGAACUGGGAACAUUUGGAAAGACGACACUCUCUGUGGAGGCACCGAACCAACACUGAAGGACUGUGCGUCACGUAGAUGGGGAGAACAUAACUGUGGUCAUAAUGAGGAUGCUGGGGCCAUCUGCUCAGGUCAUCAAGAUGUGCGACUGGUACAGGGUACACACCUGUGUUCAGGGAGAGUGGAGAUCCGGCAUGGAAUUACCUGGUACACAGUGUGUGAUGCUGACUUUGACCUGCAGGAUGCCGAAGUUGUGUGUCGGCAGCUGGGCUGCGGGAUCCCUGCGAAGGUGCUGGGAGGGUCUGCCUUUGGGAAGGGGGGAUACCAAAUGUGGACAGAGGAGAUUCAGUGUACAGGGAACGAGUCAAACGUUUACUCCUGUCCGAAAUCAUCCACAAAGAAACAGAAUUGCUCACAUGAUGACAGCGUGGGACUCGUGUGUUCUGGGUACACAAACGGCAGACUGGUGGACGGCCCAGACUCCUGCUCUGGGAGAGUGGAGUUACAGUACCUCACUGAGUGGGGCACAGUGUGUGAUGCAUCCUGGGAUCUGAGAGCAGCCAAUGUCCUCUGUCAGCAGCUGGGCUGUGGGAGCGCUGUGGCAGUGCCAGGACAGGCCUGGUUUGGAGAGGGCAGUGGUCCCAUCUGGGCUGAUGUGUUUGAGUGUCAGGGGAAGGAGACACACCUGUCCCAGUGUGUUGUUUCUUCAUGGAACCGAGCUCCAUGCUCUCAUGAACAUGAUGCAGGAGUCAUCUGUACUGGAUCAUCUCUCUCCAGCCUCAAUGGGACGGUCCGACUGUCUGGAGAAGGUGGCUGUGGGGGUCAGUUGGAGGUUCACUACCAGCACACCUGGAGCAGAGUUCUCCUGGACUCCUGGAGCAUCAGGGAGGCUUCUGUGGUCUGCAGACAGCUGGGCUGUGGUUCAGCAGUGAGGAUUUACAGCUCCUCCCUGUCUGGGACAGGGGACACUGAUGUGUGUCUCACAGGGUAUCAAUGCUCUGGGACUGAGUUUCACUUGGGGAACUGCAGUGCUCCACACACAUUCAACUGCAGUUCCAGCUCAUAUGUGUCCAUAGUGUGUUCCAAGCACAGGUCCCUGAGGCUGGUGGGUGAUGAGGGUGGCUGUGCAGGGAGGCUGGAGGUGUUCCACCAGGGCUCCUGGGGAACAGUGUGUGAUGACUCCUGGGACCUGAAUGAUGCUCAGGUGGUGUGCAGGCAGCUCCAGUGUGGGACGGCUCUCCGCUCUACCUCUUUUGGUCCAGGAAAUGGAUCUAUAUGGCUGGAUGAGGUUGGCUGUGUGGGGAACGAAUCAUCUCUGUGGGACUGUCCUUCUGCCCAGUGGGGAAACCAUGACUGCGUUCACAAGGAGGAUGUGGGAGUUGUGUGUUCAGAGUACAAAGAUCUGAGACUGGCUGAAGGUUGCUCUGGGCAGGUGGAGGUUUACUACAAUGGCACCUGGGGAAACGUGUGUUUCAAUCAAAUGGAGACCAAUACAGCAAGUGUAAUAUGUCAGCAACUCGACUGUGGGAAGAGCAGGACUGUUUCUAAUACAGAAUCUCGACUGAAAGGAGCUCCAAACUGGCUGGAUAUUGUCAAAUGUCGCCCACAUGACUCCACACUGUGUCAGUGUCCAUCCUCUCCCUGGGGAAAGAAUAAAUGUGAUGAUGGUGAAGUGGCCCUCAUUACCUGUGAACAAAAAAAUGUGGCUUUGAAGGGAACGGCAACUCAGUCGUCCCAAUAUGACUCUUAUGGUGCUGCUGGCAAUGCUAUUGAUGGAAACAGAAAUACAAAGUAUACAGAUGGGUCCUGCACUCACACCAAGCAGGACUCCAAACCAUGGUGGAGACUGGACCUGCAGGAUGUUUUCACUGUGACCUCAGUGACCAUCACCAACAGAGGGGACUGCUGCUCGAAGAGAAUUAAUGGAGCAGAGAUUCGUGUUGGAAACUCCCUGGAUGACAAUGGCAACCAGAAUCCCCUAUGUGCAGUGGUUCCCUCCAUCGCAGCAGGACAGUCCAGUUCCUUCCAGUGUAAUUGGACAAUGGGACGCUAUGUCAACGUGGUCCUCCCAAAACCCGGCAUCCUGACUCUGUGUGAAGUUGAAGUUAAUGGACACGAUAGCAGUGGCUACCUGCCCCUGAGACUGCAGGGGGGCAACAGGAUGUGCUCAGGGAGGGUGGAGCUGUGGUAUGAGGGCUCCUGGGGGACCAUCUGUGAUGACUUAUGGGACAUAAAUGAUGCCCAGGUGGUCUGCAGACAGCUGGGCUGUGGGGCAGCACUGAAGGCUCAUGGGAAUGCUGCCUUUGGGAGAGGAAACGGUCCAAUUUGGCUGAAUGAGGUAAAGUGCUGGGGCAGUGAGCGCCACCUGUGGGACUGUCCUCACUCUCUUCAGGACCACAGGACCUCCUGCUCUCACAAAGAGGAUGCUGGUGUUACCUGUGAAGGCAUAUCUUCUGAAUUUACGUCUACUACAGAAAUUCCAGGAACAUCCACAACUAAAACCUCAGCAAGACCAGAUGUUACCAAAGCACCACGCCAAACACCCUUGUCCAUCCCUCUUGUGGUGUUCCUGGUGCUGGGGGCUCUGCUCUUCCUACUGCUGGUGCUUCUGGCUGGACAGUUGUACCAGAACAGGGUUCUGAAGAGAGCCCUGUAUCAGGGGGGUCUCACCCCUCUGCAUGAGGCCAUUUAUGAAGAGAUAGAGUACAACUUGACCAGAGGAGAGACGUACAGAAACCCCAGAAAAGGAAGUGUCCUGUCUGAGGAUGUGCCCUCUGGGUACGAAGAUGUGGAGGACAGUGAGGGAGACCCCCUCUCAGACAGUGAUGUGAAGCUGGUGGAAGGUGACAGUCCCUGUUCUGGGAGAGUGGAGGUUCUUCAUGAAGGAGAGUGGGGAACUGUGUGUGGACGUGGCUGGAAUAAAAAGGAUGCUGCAGUGGUGUGUAGACAGCUGAGCUGUGGAGCUGUUAUACAAGCACCUCAAUACGGUCACUUUGGACCCGGAGAAGGGAAGAUCUGGAUGAAUUAUGUCUCCUGCAAGGGGUCAGAGAAAACAUUGAAGAUCUGUGGACAUAAAGGAUGGGGUAAACAUGACUGUACUCAUUCUGGUGAUGCCUCAGUCAUCUGCUCAGGUCACAGAGACGUGCGACUGGUACAGGGUACACACCUGUGUUCGGGGAGAGUGGAGAUCCAGCAUGGAAUUACCUGGUACGCAGUGUGUGAUGCUGACUUUGACCUGCAGGAUGCCGAAGUUGUGUGUCGGCAGCUGGGCUGCGGGAUCCCUGCGAAGGUGCUGGGAGGGUCUGCCUUUGGGAAGGGGGGAUACCAAAUGUGGACAGAGGAGAUUCAGUGUACAGGGAACGAGUCAAAUGUUUACUCCUGUCUGAAAUCAUCCACAAAGAAGCAGAACUGCUCACAUGAUGACAGCGUGGGACUUGUGUGUUCUGGGUACACAAACGGCAGACUGGUGGAGGGCCCAGACUCCUGCUCCGGGAGGGUGGAGUUACAGUACCUCACUGAGUGGGGCACAGUGUGUGAUGCAUCCUGGGAUCUGAGAGCAGCCAAUGUCCUCUGUCAGCAGCUGGGCUGUGGCAGCGCUGUGGCAGUGCCAGGACAGGCCUGGUUUGGAGAGGGCAAGGGUUCCGUCUGGGCUGAUGUGUUUGAGUGUCAGGGGAAGGAGACACACCUGUCCCAGUGUGCUGUUUCUUCAUGGAACCGAGCCGUGUGCCCUCAUGGACAUGAUGCAGGAGUCAUUUGUAAUGGAUCAUCUCUCUCCAACCUCGAUGGGAUGGUUUGA